AUGGCAGACCUGCCGCUUCACCCCUUCUCGCCCUUUGCCAUUGAGCUGCCGACCUACGUCGCAAACACGCUCUCGGCGCCCGUCCUGGUGUCCAUCUUCGCGGCGGGAUGCGCCGUCAUCUUCCUCGUCACCUACGGCAUCAUCCAGCGGACGCGGCCCUCGAUGAGCGGCGGUGACCUGGCCGUGGCGCUGUGGUUUGCCCUCUGCGGCUGUAUCCAUCUGUUUUUCGAGGGCUACUUUUCCUACAACGCCUUCGACAUGGCCAGCAAGACGGACAUCUUCGGCCAGCUGUGGAAGGAAUACGCCCUCUCGGACUCGCGCUACAUGAGCCAGGACGCCUUCACCGUCUGCAUGGAGACCGUCACCGCCGUCCUCUGGGGGCCCAUGUCCUUUGCCUGCGUCUACUUCAUCAUCGCCGACCACCCGCUGCGCCACCCCUUCCAGCUCAUCAUCAGCCUCGGCCAGCUCUACGGCGACAUCCUCUACUACGCCAUCUGCACCUUCCAGGAGGUCGUCUUCGACAUUGUCUACUGCCGCCCCGAGCGCUUCUACUUCUGGGCCUACUACUUCCUCUGCAACUUCUUCUGGAUCGUCAUUCCCCUGCUGCUCAUCUGGCAGAGCGCCAGCGAGACGGCACGGGCCUUUGCCAAGGUCAAGGCCGCGUCUGCGGGCAAGAAGACGCAGUAA
This is a messenger RNA of Trichoderma reesei QM6a, 687 nucleotides long. RefSeq lists its product as uncharacterized. Gene Ontology annotation, biological process: sterol biosynthetic process. Gene Ontology annotation, cellular component: endoplasmic reticulum; membrane. Lineage: Eukaryota; Fungi; Ascomycota; Sordariomycetes; Hypocreales; Hypocreaceae. The record is from RefSeq and is a predicted model, not a curated record. Gene Ontology annotation, molecular function: cholestenol delta-isomerase activity; C-8 sterol isomerase activity; steroid Delta-isomerase activity. Bases 1 to 687 code for a protein of 228 amino acids. The transcript is spliced from 2 exons.